Messenger RNA from Sorex araneus (European shrew), 3142 nucleotides. RefSeq names its product solute carrier family 22 member 5 (gene SLC22A5). Gene Ontology annotation, cellular component: membrane. The record is from RefSeq and is a predicted model, not a curated record. NCBI's taxonomy places the organism in Eukaryota, Metazoa, Chordata, Mammalia, Eulipotyphla, Soricidae. The coding region runs from base 125 to 1798 and encodes 557 amino acids. The transcript is spliced from 10 exons. Gene Ontology annotation, molecular function: ATP binding; transmembrane transporter activity. Gene Ontology annotation, biological process: carnitine transport; transmembrane transport.
GGUCGCGCGGCCAGUGCCCAGCGCGCACGCGCACACGCCCGCUGCGCCGCGCCCCGCCCCGCCCCCGCGCGCCGCCGUGUCCCCCGAUCCCCGGGCCCCCGCGCCGCGGGCAGCUGACGGCGGCAUGCGGGACUACGACGAGGUGACCGCCUUCCUGGGCCAGUGGGGGCCCUUCCAGCGCCUCAUCUUCUUCCUGCUCAGCGCCAGCAUCAUCCCCAACGGCUUCAACGGGAUGUCAGUCGUGUUCCUGACGGGGACCCCGGAGCACCGCUGCCGAGUGCCGGCCACCGCGAACCUGAGCGACGCGUGGCGCAACCACAGUAUCCCGCUGCAGGUGCGGGACGGCCGCGAGGUGCCCCACAACUGCCGCCGCUAUCAGCUCGCGGCCAUCGCCAACUUCUCGGCGCUCGGGCUGGAGCCGGGGCGCGAUGUGGACCUGGAGCGGCUGGAGCAGGAGGGCUGCCUGGAUGGCUGGGAGUACAGCCAGGACGUCUUCCUGUCCACCAUCGUCACCGAGUGGAACCUGGUAUGCGAUGACGACUGGAAGGCCCCGCUCACCAUCUCCUUAUUUUUCGGGGGCGUGCUCGUGGGCUCCUUCAUCUCAGGGCAGCUCUCAGACAGGUUCGGCCGGAAGAAUGUGCUGUUCGUGACCAUGGGCAUGCAGACAGGCUUCAGCUUCCUGCAGGUCUUCUCGAAGAACUUUGAGAUGUUUUCCGUGCUGUUUUUCCUUGUAGGCAUGGGCCAGAUCUCCAACUAUGUGGCAGCAUUUGUCCUGGGAACAGAAAUUCUUGGCAAGUCAAUUCGUAUUAUAUUCUCCACGUUAGGAGUGUGCAUAUUUUACGCAGUUGGCUUCAUGCUGCUGCCCCUGUUUGCUUACUUCAUCAGAGACUGGCGGAUGCUGCUGCUGGCGCUGACGGUGCCUGGGGUGCUGUGUGUGGUGCUCUGGUGGUUCAUCCCUGAGUCCCCCCGGUGGCUCAUCUCUCAGGGACGGUUUCAGGAGGCCGAGGUGAUCAUCCGCAAGGCUGCCAAAAUCAAUGGGAUCGUUGCGCCCUCCACCAUCUUUGACCCAAGUGAGCUGCAAGACCUGAAUUCCUGCAAGGCGCAGUCUCACAGCAUUCUGGAUCUGCUCCAGACUCGGAACAUCAGAGUGGUCACCAUCAUGUCCAUAAUCCUGUGGCUGACCAUAUCGGUGGGCUAUUUCGGGCUGUCCCUCGACACACCAAACCUGCACGGCGACGUGUACGUGAACUGCCUGCUGUCGGCCGUGGUGGAAGUCCCGGCCUACGUGCUGGCCUGGCUGCUGCUGCGGCACCUGCCCCGGCGCUACUCCAUGGCCGCGGCGCUCUUCCUGGGCGGCAGCGUGCUUCUCUUCGUGCAGUUGGUGCCCGCAGAUCUGUAUUAUUUGGCUACAAUCCUGGUGAUGGUGGGCAAGUUUGGAGUCACGGCUGCCUUCUCCAUGGUCUACGUGUACACAGCCGAGCUGUACCCCACGGUGGUCCGAAACAUGGGCGUGGGGGUCAGCUCCACCGCCUCCCGCCUGGGCAGCAUCGUGUCCCCCUAUUUUGUUUACCUCGGUGCCUAUGACCGCUUCCUCCCCUACAUCCUCAUGGGAAGUCUGACCAUCCUGACAGCCAUCCUCACCUUAUUCCUCCCAGAGAGCUUCGGCACCCCGCUCCCAGACACCAUCGACCAGAUGCUAAGGGUCAAAGGGAUAAAAUACAGGCAGGCUCCAAACCACACAAAGACACUAAAAGAUGGUGAGGAAAACCCCAGGGUCCUGAAAAGCACAGCCUUGUAGCACAGCCACCUGCAAGCGAGAAAGGAAAGAGGAGACACUCCAGCUAUCGCAGACGCGGCCGUCAGUGGCCAUCUCUGUUGUCUGUCCCGUGGACUCUAGAUGUGACUCACUAGGGGAUGGACAGCUUGUCUCAGAGGCCAGACAUGACGUAGGGCCCACUUGCCCUCCUGGAACACUGCCCCGGCCCCGAAGACACCUUCAGAUAGGUACUAUUACAGUGGACUUCGCACCUCCUAAGAAGUUCCCUGUUCUCUAGGCCCAGUGGGAUUUGGAAAACUUGGAGAGGCCUCUUCUAAAUUUCCACUUUAAUUUCAGGUUGGGAAGGCCUGAGAAACCAGGUAGGGCUCGUCUUCCUCACCCCCACCGCCAAUCUUCUCUCUAAUGGUGCACUUUAAGGGAAAAAAAAUAAUAAUUUCACAGAGUUUGAUUUCUCACAAUUUUUCAAUACCAGGAAUAACAGGUAGUUGCUUCCCCAGGGCAGGAAACCACAGGCCUGGGGGCAGUUGAAGGUAAUUGAUAGGGAGGGGACAGGGCAGCUACUGAACACGGGCCAGCGCCUGGGUCCGUAGGCUCCGAACACUCGGUGUAGCCAUUGGGCAGACUUGUUUACAUCCGAUGGAGCAUCUGACUUGCCCAGGCCCAUCGCAGACGCAUCAUUGAAUCCUGCUGUGGAAAUCCAAGCUGCUCGUUCCUAAGGUUUCUUAGGUAUGGUUUGAAGGAAACGAGAAAGAGGAACAAGCACGCUCUCUUCUCUCAAAACUAUUAUGUGAGCUUUAUUCAUGCUUUGUUGUUUGUUUGUUAUGUCUUUUUCUCUUUAAGUUAUUUGCCCUGCACAGUAGACUUGGAAAGACUGGUUCUUUAGACUCCUGGUUUUUGUCUUUUUUUUUUUUUUAAACCCAGUAAAAAAGUUUUUUUUUGUUUUUUUUUUUUAAUCACUCUGGCAGUCGCCUACAGUUGCCACUUGGGCAGGGCUUACCAGCCUUAGCCUCCAGCACUUCUGAGUGCCAGAAAUGCUAUUGUGUGUGUGUGUGUGUGUGUGUGUGUGUGUGUGUGUGUGAGUGUGUGAGUGUGUGCCUUUUAUGAAAGCUUAAUGAGGGGGGUGGGGGUAGCUAGAGAAUGACAAAGAAGAAACUUAAGUGUGUUCACAGUCUUUCAGAGCUGUGCCAUCGGGGCUGGGGUGGGGGGAUAUUUCAUGUUCAGUGUAAUUGUCUUUGCUGAUUAUGUUACCAUGGUACUCCUAAAGCAUGUAUUUUGCAAGGUUGAAAACCAUAUUUUUGUGAAAGCUACUGAAGUGCCUUGGGAAAUUAAGAUGUUUUAGUAAAUUAAAUGACUUUUUUAAAAUAA